GUGCUUGAAGCAAUCUAUUGUUUUAUCAUUCUCUCGAGCAAACGUAUACGUAUUGGCCGAUCGUCCUCAGUCAGCAUUUUUGUUGACACUCGCUCUCAGCGGCGCGGCAAAAUCCGGUCCACCUUCAAUCUUCUCAACCUCAGUCGACUGGCGAUGAGUAUUGAACUUAUCGAACAAGCCUUGCUAACCGGAAAAUGGACAGAUAACAUAGAAACCUCUUCACCCGUGGUAGAGAUCGCAAAAAAUGUGGUUGAGGGUGCAUUCCGCACGGCCCUAAUCUCAUCACAGGCUCGCGCCCUAUUUUCGAUCCCAAAUGAUGCAAAGAUCGUGGAUCGAAAAUUGAACGAAUGGUUCAAUUUUUCCGUCUCAGGCAACGAUGUAAAAGAGCAGGAACUACUGCAAUUGACCUUAGCUGUAGCAUGCCUACAUGCUUUCAUUCAAGUUAAUUGGACAGGCCCGAACUUGGAUGUAACUCCUCUCGAUGUCCUCGACAUACCUUCGGAAAUAUCGUCACACAUAACAGACGACCUUCUUCGACAAAAAUCCAUCGAAGAACUUGCGUACGGUGGGGAGCCGGCCUACCAUCUAGCUGCCGUCCCUCUAUUUCUACGUCUCGCGAUCCUUCUGAUUGAUUUGCCUUUCGUGCAUUGUCAAUCAGCUCCUUGGUGGAAGCUGCGAAUCACACGGAUUCAUGAAGAAAUCCUGGAUGAACCAUUCGGCGUUCCUUCAGCUAUUCUUUCGGACUGUGAACCCUUGACUAGUGCCAUUGACCCCGAUCAAUUGGGACGUCUAGUCUUAGAGGAAGGUCUACUGGAACACGAUCUUGGACAUGACAGGGCUGCGACAGAGUUCUUUGUUCGCGCUGCCAGGAAAACCAAACUGGAGUAUGAACUUACAGGUGCCCUCGGAAAGCGUACAAAAUUUCAGCAAACCGACGUUACUCAGCUUGUACUUCUUGCCCAAUCACGCCAGCGAGAUGACGACUCAGGAAAAGAAGACAAACAAUCGGAAGAGAACCUGCAGGCUGCUUCAGACACAUCGAAAAGCCUCAAUUUUCCGGAAACCCUCGUCCUGAAUGAUGAUACCCUGCUAGAACAUACACAGUUCACGUCUUCAACUUCCAUUGGUACAAAUGCUCGAUUACGUGAACUUGACCCUUCCGCACAGCCUGCUCUUCAUCCACUGGACCAAUGUAUUCUCCUUGCGUUGUGCUUGAACAUAAAGAAUACCUCUCCCGCUCAUGGUCUCACUGCGGAACAGAUGUCCGCCUAUGUUUCACGCGUUAUCUCGCACCCAAGAAAUUGGUCUAUCCACACCAUGGCUCUUCUGCUCCGAUCCCGCCUCGAAGCCAACCGCACCCGUACAGUUGAACGAUCAACCCUGCAAUUGCAAGCACUUGUCGAUCAGAUGCCUACAGCGGAUUCUUCGGUAUCGGAACGUUUGCUGUACAUCCAUGAUUUACUGCUUCCCAGUAAAUGGGAGAUGGAGAAGGAACUGGCGAAGCGUUUUUUAUCUCUCGGAGUUGUGAAGUCGGCUCUGGAAAUAUUCGAACGUUUGGAGAUGUGGGAGGAAGCCGUGUUGUGCUGGCAGAGCAUGGAAAGAAAAGACAAGGCUAUUGCAUUGGUUCGGGAUCUCCUGGAAGGACGGAAGGCUGAAGCAGAUGCAGUGAUCUCUAGAAGCAAAGCGACCGCAUCAACCCGUCGACAGACCUUAGAUGCUGCUCGGGAAGCAAAGUUGUGGUGCUUGUUAGGUGAUGUCGAACCCGAGCAUGCUUUGGAUCAUUACAACCACGCUUGGACGGUUUCAAAAGAGACUUCCGGUAGGGCGAUGAGGUCAUUGGGUGGUUAUUACUUCGCAAGGGGAAAUUACGCAGAGGCCAUCCCAUGUCUACGUCGUGGGGUUUCCAUCAAUCCAUUGCUGGGGCGGUCAUGGUUCGUCCUUGGAUGUGCUUAUGUCCGCGAGGAAGAAUGGGACGGUGCUCGAGAGGCAUUCAGUCGUUGCGUGGCGAUCGAUGACGAAGAUGGUGAAAGUUGGAACAAUCUGGCGAGCGUGUAUCUUCGCAUGGGCGAAACAAAGACCGAUGGUAAAGAUCAAAUACCAAAAGAGUCUGAGACGGGCGACUCCACUGCAGAUGAAACGAGCCAAGGUAUACCAUUCGCCAACAAAAUGCUCGCAUUCCACGCCCUUAAGCAAGGCCUCAAGUUCAGCUACGAUAACUGGCGCAUGUGGUCAAAUUACAUGAUCGUGGCUAUGGAUGUCGGAGAGCUGGCCGAAGCUUGUCGUGCGCUAGGUCGUGUGGUUGAGGAGCGUAGUAUCAAAGAUGGAGCCGCUUGCGUAGACGAUGAUGUCCUAGAUCGGUUGGUCGACGCCGUUACUCGAGCGCCAGCGAACCCCAGCGACGCAUCAGAAAGUGGAAAUGCCCAGAAUGCCGUAACGAACCCCAAUGAAGGACAUGGUUUGUUGCGUCGCGUGUCUGACCUCUUCGACCGAAUCAUUCUACCGCGGGUUUCCUCGCCCAGGAUUUUCCGAGCGCGAGCACGAUUACUCACUUGGCAGGGUCGAUGGGAAGAUGCCAUAAAUGCAUACUUAGAGGCCUACAGGAAUGGUGCCGCAGGAAGUAUAGAGAAGGGGGAGACUGAUGUGGAGAAAUGGAAGGAGGGUGUUCGGGAAGUGGAAGAGAUUGUUGACGUCUUGAGGAAUUUCGGUCCACGCGUAGAAGGAUUCAAGUGGCGGUUGCAGGCCCGAAGUAUUAUCCGGACCUUCAUGGGAAGGACGAAGGACUUUGAGGAUGAACCGGAGUGGCCGAGAUUGGUGGAUUUAUUGGAGGAGAUUCGCAAGGAGGAUUGAGGUCUCUAAGGUCGAAGACGUGAUUUGCCGCUUAUUAGUGAAACGAGGUCAGCAUGCCUCCAACAGGACAUGACAAGUUAACUGAUGACGAUGCGAUAGGAAUGGAAUGUCAGAAGCAUCUAUGAGAACGGUGAUAGGCUUCCAUUGAUUAGACCUGCCAUGUGUGUGGGCAUUGGGAGAGAAGAUGUGCUACUCAAACAGGCGGCAGAGAGUAAAUAUCGAAACACAAUCUGUAUAUCCUGAAGAAUCAAGGUACAAUCAAGUAUCUGAUUGAAAGGUGAGGUUGGGGUGUGUUGCAGGGUGAACGAGUCGGUAUAAUGAAGUCACCAACAGAAAGCAUGUGCCAUGCGAUUCAGCGCGAGGGUCGUUAGAAUCUCGGUGACAAUAGCCAAUCCAGAGUGUUUGAUGGUAAGCUUUGCAUGGAACUCGUCUUCUAGCUGCGACGCUUCCCAAAUAGCUUGCACGGCUCCCUUAUUAUCUACGCACUACCAACUCAUGUCAGCUGGUUGGCGCUAUACAAUUUACCCAUAACGUACUUCUAGCUUCGUAGGGGUUAUUCUCCACUUGUAUUCGGCGCCGCUCCGAGCCGUAAAGUAGCGCGAACUGAAAGGCAAAUAAAGACCUCUUCGUGAACGAAGCGAAAGCGAAGGCUCACGUGCUACCUUCCUUCUUCUGUCGGCGAGAGUGUGUCAUAGGCUGUGUCGGACUGUUUCCGUACACAAUGUACCCAGGCGUGCGAGAGGGUCCAAAGUAGAAGAAUGAGGAGCUUGGCCCCAUAAUAUCUGGAUGUUGCUGUGCCCAGGGAGCCUCUCGAGUGAGCUUGAGUAUGAGGUUGGGGCUCUCAUCGACCUACACCGAAUUCAGUCCCAUGAAAAAAAUCCUCACGUCACACUUUCAAGUAUUCAUACCAUCUUCCUGCUCAAUAGCCGUGAGACAUGGCGAUUUCGCUGUGCUAGUAAUGCUAGAAUCGACUCACACUGUGAAGGCGAGUCUGCCUUCCAAGUCCUCGAAGCGCACGUUGUAAAAAUCCGCCCCGAAUUGAAGGAGGACGUACGGCCCAGACAUGGCCGCCACUCAAGUGAGGGUUUGGAGAUGGUGGGUUUAGUGAACGG
Molecule: messenger RNA, 3959 nt
Organism: Somion occarium
Lineage: Eukaryota; Fungi; Basidiomycota; Agaricomycetes; Polyporales; Cerrenaceae
Source: the annotation of a GenBank genome assembly